Nothoprocta perdicaria is the source of this 1696-nucleotide messenger RNA. It is a transcript of the gene HNF1B, whose product is annotated as HNF1 homeobox B. Gene Ontology annotation, biological process: liver development; insulin secretion; regulation of transcription by RNA polymerase II. Gene Ontology annotation, cellular component: nucleus. The transcript is spliced from 9 exons. The record is from RefSeq and is a predicted model, not a curated record. Lineage: Eukaryota; Metazoa; Chordata; Aves; Tinamiformes; Tinamidae. Gene Ontology annotation, molecular function: RNA polymerase II cis-regulatory region sequence-specific DNA binding; DNA-binding transcription factor activity, RNA polymerase II-specific. Bases 1 to 1671 code for a protein of 556 amino acids.
AUGGUGUCCCAGCUGAGCGCCCUGCAGCAGGAGCUCCUGGGCGCCCUGCUCAGCUCCGGGGCCACCAAGGAAGGGCUCAUCCGCGCCCUGGACGACAUGGUGCCCAGCGGCAGCUUCGGCGUGAAGCUGGAGAGCCUGCCGCUGUCCCCCGGCGCGCCGCCCGACGCCAAGCCCGCCUUCCACGCGCUCGCCAACGGGCACGCCAAGGGCAAGCUCUCCGGCGACGAGGGCUCCGAGGACGGCGACGACUUCGACACGCCGCCCAUCCUGCGCGAGCUGCAGGCGCUCAACACCGAGGAGGCCGUGGAGCAGCGCGCCGAGGUGGACAGGAUGAUCAGCGAGGACCCGUGGCGGGCCGCCAAGAUGAUCAAGGGCUACAUGCAGCAGCACAACAUCCCGCAGCGCGAGGUGGUGGACGUCACCGGCCUCAACCAGUCGCACCUCUCGCAGCACCUCAACAAGGGCACCCCCAUGAAGACGCAGAAGCGCGCCGCGCUCUACACGUGGUACGUCCGCAAGCAGCGGGAGAUCCUCCGCCAGUUCAACCAGACAGCCCAGGGCGGCGCGAGUAGGACGGGCAAAGGCAGUCAGGAUCAGCUGCUGUUUCUCUUUCCAGAGUUCAAUCAGCAGAACCAGGGGGCCGGGCCGCUCGAGGAUGCCUGUGCCGAGACCCCCAGCAAGAAGAUGCGCCGCAACCGCUUCAAGUGGGGGCCAGCCUCGCAGCAAAUCUUGUACCAAGCCUACGAGCGGCAGAAAAACCCCAGCAAGGAGGAGCGCGAGGCGCUGGUGGAGGAGUGUAACAGGGCCGAGUGUCUGCAGCGGGGGGUGUCGCCAUCCAAGGCGCACGGGCUGGGCUCCAACCUGGUCACGGAGGUGCGCGUCUACAACUGGUUCGCCAACCGGCGCAAGGAGGAGGCUUUCCGCCAGAAGCUCGCCAUGGACGCGUACAGCUCGGCGCCGCCGCCGCACAGCAUGAACCUGCUGCUCUCCCACGGCUCCCCCCACAACCAGCCCAGCGCGUCGCCCCCCGGCAAGAUGCCAGGAGUGCGGUACAGCCAGGCGGCGAGCGGCGAGGCGGCCGCCCCGGGGGCCAUGGGGCACCACGGCGGCGCGGCCAUGGUGCCCGGCGGCCAGGCCGUGCUGCAGCAGGUCUCGCCGGGCGCCCUGGAGCCGGCCCACGGGCUGCUCUCGCCCGACGGCAAAAUGAUCUCGGUCUCGGGGGGCGGGCUGCCCCCGGUGAGCACCCUGACCAACAUCCACAGCCUGUCCCACCACAACCCGCAGCAGUCGCAGAACCUCAUCAUGACGCCGCUCUCCGGCGUCAUGGCCAUCGCACAGAGCCUGAACACGUCGCAGGCGCAGAGCGUGCCCGUCAUCAACAGCGUGGCCGGGAGCCUGGCGGCGCUGCAGCCCGUGCAGUUCUCCCAGCAGCUGCACAGCCCGCACCAGCAGCCGCUCAUGCAGCAGUCGCCGGGGCACAUGGCGCAGCAGCCCUUCAUGGCCACCGUGACGCAGCUGCAGAACUCGCACAUGUACGCGCACAAGCAGGAGCCCCCCCAGUAUUCGCACCCCUCCCGCUUCCCCUCGGCCAUGGUGGUGACGGACACGAGCAGCAUCAGCACCUUGACCAACAUGUCCUCCAGCAAGCAGUGUCCCCUGCAAGCCUGGUGAUGCUCCACACUUCACUUGCUUUGCA